Molecule: messenger RNA, 2730 nt
Organism: Dracunculus medinensis (Guinea worm)
Lineage: Eukaryota; Metazoa; Nematoda; Chromadorea; Rhabditida; Dracunculidae
Source: the annotation of a GenBank genome assembly
AUGUAUGAAGCAUCAGCAGUCAAUAGUAAUGAACACGUUGUUCUCGAUCUUCCACCAGAAAAUUUUAAUCAUAAUAUGGCUGUACCUCAAGGUGGAUUUGCUUUAUUGAGUCAUACUCCUCAGAAUGCUUCCUUAGUGCAUGCUGUUACGUUUCUUGCAUUUGACCCUUUUGAGGAACUUCUUUGGUCUGGCAAUAACGGGGGCCGUGUAGUUUCUUUUUAUGGAGGAGAUUUAGUGAAAUAUACAGCUUUUUUAUCAGCUAAGGCUGAUAUUCGCCACAUAACGGUUACAGAAACUUUAGUCUUAUCUCUAACAGAGCAGAAAUUACGAGCAAAUAGGCGACAAGGAAUUCCUAUAUUUUCAUAUUCUUCGGAAAAUCUAGUGAAUGGAACAUGUAUGCACCAGCAUCCGGACGUUCCUAAUACAGUUUUAAUUGGUGGUCAUCAGCAGAAAUUAAUUCAGUUAGAUUUGCUGACUCAGAAAGAAACUCGUGUCGUGCAUAUGAAACAAAGGGAUUGUUUGGCCUUACGAUCGAAUCAAAAAUUCAUCUUUAGUUGCGAUUCGGCUGGAAAUGUAACACUGCAGCAUAAAUCAACAGUAGAUGAUCUCCAUGCGUUACAAGCUCAUCAGAAUAGCGUUGCUGACUUCGAUGUUUGUGGGAAUAAGCUUGUAACCUGUGGAUAUUCAAACAGGCAUGGGAAUUUAAUCGGCGAUCGCUUUCUGAUGACUUAUGAUCUCAGAACUCUACGAUCACUGCCACCUUACCAUUUACCUUUUGCUCCAGUUUUUUGCCGCUUUCUACCUACCUAUUCGGACAGUCGUUUAGUUGUCGCUUCUCAAGCCGGUGAAAUGAUGGUGAUAGAUUUAAAUCAGUCACCUAGUCAUAUGCCCAUUCAACUUGAUUUGAAUGGAUUGGCAUUGAUAUCUCUUGAUGUUUCACCAUCGCGGCAGUGCAUAGCUUUUGGUGAUCAAAGUGGCUUUAUCCAUCUUUUUUCGGAUCGUGCCCAAGCUUCUUUUAAUGAAGAUGCUUAUCCAACUGAUUUUGCCACUCCGCCUCAGUAUUAUCGUGAAAUAAUGAAUUUCGAUGAGUCUUCAUCAGCAUAUAGCAGCAUUCCUCUUCCAUUUUCAACAGAUGAUCACUACUUAUCCGACUGGCCGGAAAAUCUCUGCGUGCGUUGUUUUAGAAAACCGGAUCCAAUACCAGAACAGAUUUUGGAAUCGAUGAAAAUGCUUGAUUUCGUCGGUUAUGCUCGAAAUCCUCGUGUUACGUUCAAGACUCAUAACAUUCAGCCAUAUUCAAAUGUGACUGCUGCUUCAAAUAGAAAUUUUCCAGCAGAUGCCAAUGUCCGCACAGCUUUCCUGCAGCAUAUUUGCGAUCUUUCACUUUGUUUAUCUUGUGAAAUUGGUUUUAUAUUUCGUGAACUAUUGAAGAAAAGUUCACUGGCUCCAUCGUUUUGCGCAUUAGAAGACGGUUAUCGAUGGAUGAAAGAAGCAGAACAAAUGGAUUUGGCUAAGAAAACGCGAUCCUUCCUUGAAUUUACUUUUUCGAGACUUCAUAAAGAGUUAGGUACAUCACCAUCAGGAUUCAUACUUCGUGGCCAAAUGCAGUUGAAUUUCAAAUGGGAGAGGAUGCCGUUUUGCACAUUGGUCGAAAAAGCGCUAAAUGUACCAGAACAAACAGAUGCGCUUUGCGCGAUUUGUAAAAAACAAGCGCGUAUUUCAUCGACUCAGCGUAUACAAUUACUUCCACCAGUUUUAAUGAUCGAUGCAAUGAUAAACGGUGAAUGCUCAUUCUGGGCUACACAACUCCAGGUCUUACUUCAUCUAGCCUAUGACUCAAUGAAAAAAUUCACAUCGGGUGUGGAAUCUUUCAGUGUUAAAAGUCUUUUAACUGAUAAUGAAUAUAUUUGUGGUGAAGGAGCUAAUCACAUUCAUUAUGUUCCUAGUAAUAUGGAAAUAAAAAUUUCGGAUGGAAUUUGUCAAGUUUCAGAAGCUUUGAAUUGGGUAUUAUUUAACGAACAUAUUGCAAAAAGAUUGCCUGAGAAUGAGGUCUUGCAUAUGGAUGCUGCUUGGAAACUUCCCUUUGUCCUUUUCUAUAGACAGGAAAACAUUCCAGAAGUAGAGAAUAAAUUGGCGUCUAUACCUUCGAGCAUUUUUUUGACAACAUCUUUAUUCACACCAUUUUUAACGAAUAAUAUUUGCGAGAAUCUUCCAAAAAAAGGUGACAUCAUUGCAAUUGCACUUGAUGGACCAUCUGUAAUACGUGUGAGUUGUGUCAAUGGUAAUGGCGAUUGUUUCUUGGACGAUUAUGUAAAACCGAUUACGGAUGAUAGUUCAGCUCAAUAUUCACAAGGAUGGAGCACUGCUUCUAAUUUUGUGAAUGAGGAGCAUUUAACCAGCUUCAAAACUAUACAUAUGAAAUUGUUAUAUUUGAUUGAUCAAGGCGUUAAUUUCAUAUCUCAUGGUGAAAAUCAUGUACUGAGGACUCUAAGCAUCUCUAUUCAACCUGAAUACGAUACAAUGCAAUUGUUUCAAAAGCCCUCAAAAUCUUUAUUUCCACUUGACUUUCUCGUUUCCAAACUUCUUGGUGGUGUGGGCGAUAGUUCAACAAUGGAUUGUAUUGGUAGAGCUGUCAAUAUAUAUCGUCUUUAUAAAAAAUAUCAUGAGCUGAAGGACAAAGGUGAACUUAAUUCAGUGCUGACUGGUUUGUACGAAUGUUGGAAAAAUUAA